Molecule: messenger RNA, 369 nt
Organism: Aspergillus eucalypticola CBS 122712
Lineage: Eukaryota; Fungi; Ascomycota; Eurotiomycetes; Eurotiales; Aspergillaceae
Exons: 1
Coding region: 95-280 (61 amino acids)
Source: RefSeq, a predicted model, not a curated record
AUUAUAUUCGCAUUAGGAGAGAUCAUUCAGGUGUUCACCUUCCUUUUUCAGGUACUCCGUAGAUUAGUAGGUAUUCUUUCAACCUGCUUGUUGCAUGUUCUCUCUUUCUUUCUCCUUCAGUGGUUUCGAACUAAGAGUCCCUAAAGCUCCUAGCGACCAGGAUCUCUUCUGGUUCUUGAUAUCGUACCCAUUAUACUCUUCUUCUUCUUCUUUUUUUUAUUUAUUUUUUUAUUUUUUAAUUAAUACUUUUCCAUAUUUUUCUUUUUCUAUUUCUUUUUGACUAUUAUUAUUAUUAUUAUGAUAAUUCUAGUAAAGUAAGUCCAAGUCUCGUCUUCUUCCCCACAUCCAUUCAUUCAAGGUCUUGGUCGC